AUGAAGAUCACUUCAUUUAACGUUAGGUUUUUAAGACACCGAUUUACUGCAUCGCAAGAGCAACUACGUCGACUUGAAGAGUACGAGGAUCAGCGCGAAUCGAUUCGACGAGCUGUCGCCAAACAGUGGGAUCGCUUCUACAAUGAUUACUUCGACAAAAUGAAGACUUAUGCUCUCCAAAUUGAGCUCAGAAGGUACAAUGCACUACUUCGAAGACAAACACUGGAGCGGGCAAGCAUUGCAGACACAAUGAGGCAGUUUGGCUUAUCGUCCGCCGGCCUGCUUUCGACAAUAAGCAGUGGUGAGGAAGAAGAAAAGCCGAAGAGCCCGUUUGGAGAGGUUCGCCCGGAAAAAAAUGCGCCGGUAAGAGAAGCAAAUCGCUCAUCUAAAGCUUUGGAUUCUGUGGUGAAUUCGUAA
This is a messenger RNA of Angiostrongylus costaricensis, 417 nucleotides long. NCBI's taxonomy places the organism in Eukaryota, Metazoa, Nematoda, Chromadorea, Rhabditida, Metastrongylidae. The record is from the annotation of a GenBank genome assembly.